ACAAAGAGUAACCGAGGAGUCGACAAUGGGGAUAACGUGGAAGUGAACGAGAGCGUGGCGUGGUAAUGGUAGCGGCGGCGGCUAGCUAGCGUGCUAACAGCUAACAACAAUGAGCCGUAUUUGGCGCUCUAGCGGGCAAAAGUUAGAAUUUAAAGGGAAGGAGGAGGUUCAUCGCGACUUUUUGUGUUUUAUUAAAAUAUAGACAACACGCGCGAAAGGCAACCGCGUAGAUAAUCGUGUGUGUGUUGUUUUAAGACACGCGUGUUGCACAUAAUUCAACGCAAUAGCCCGGUAGCUUUUUGUUUGUUCACUUCAGAAAACGCUGCAGCCCGCUUUUUGUUUCGAGCUGUCGCUUGCAAACAAACCCGCAACCGAACAAUGUUUCGUGUGGGAUAUCUUCGUUGUCUCUUACACUAGUGAAUUCCGUACAGUUUCCAGUGUUAUUGAUGGUAGUAACAUUGGCGACAGAUACCGACAGUAAAGCCCCGUGUUGUGGGUGUAACGCCGUGUGAUUGACCUUACGUUAACGUUAACCGUGCGGACUGUCUGAAAAGUUUGGUAGUCUGCUUUAGAGGCUUACUUCUUUUUAAAUGUAACCGAGUUGGUUAUUGUGUUUACUUUCUUUUACAAUGCAACCAAUAACAUCGGGUCGUAACGUCCCUGGUUGUUUGUUUUUUGUUGUGUUUCGCUGUUCCCGCGACUUGGCUUUUUAAAUUACAAACAAACUCGGUUGCCGCUGCUUUGGCCAAACUUAGUGGUGCUGUUUCCGUUGUUUGUGCUCUUUUAUUCGCAAUUAACUACUACAUAACAGGUUCCUUUUUUGUCCACAACACUGACCAAACUAGACUAUGUUUGGGUUUCACAAGUCAAAGAUCUACCGGAGUAACGACGGCUGCUGCAUCUGCAAGACCAAGUCCUCCAGUUCUCGGUUCACAGACAGCAGUCGAUAUGAAGAGACGUUCAGGCUCUGUUUUGGGCUGUCAGAAGAUCGCGUUGGAGACAUCUGCAAUGCCUGUGUGUUACUGGUGAAAAGGUGGAAGAAGCUACCCAAUGGCUCCAAGAAGAACUGGAACCACGUGGUGGAUGCCAGAGCUGGACCAGGCUUCAAGGUGACAAAACCCAAGAAGAUCAAGAACAGUGAUGGAAAGAAGAAAAGCAAGCUAAAGAAGCUUCACAAGUUGAAGAGACAAACAGACUCAGAUGCCCACAGCACAACCUCCAGCGUGUCUCCUGCACAGUCCCCCAGUUACAGCAACCAGUCAGAUGAUGGCUCAGACAUCGAGUCCAAACAAAGACGUUCGACUCCCUCCAUCUUUUCUUUCUUGGAUCGUUCGUACUGGAAAAGACAAAAGGUGUGCUGUGGGAUUGUCUAUAAGGGGCGGUUUGGAGAGGUGAUUAUUGACCCUCGACUCUUUAAGCCCUGCUGCAGUUCCAAAAAACAGAAGACACUGGUGUCCACGCAAGUGGCCGCACACCUACCAGACGCACUUCCUCCACAGCUCCCAGAAGACGUGAAAGAAACCUGGUGAUGGCUUUCGUUGAAUCCCCCUGUAGGGUUAUCCAUGGCAUUCGCCUGGAUUUGUCUCCAGUGGCAGACCUCCAAAUUUCCGCUCCUCCAAUUAUAUCUGUUAGUUAGAUGUUUCUUUUCUAUGUAAUAUUCCUUUUUUUAUAUGGGUAUUUUUUAACUUUUGUAUAAAGUUGAUUUUCUUUUUUUAUAGAAAGCAAAAGGGAAAAAAAAAAACCAUAAUGGGCAUUAGUGUUAUUUAUAGGAUGAGGAAGAAAAUUUUGUUGAGGCUCCGUUUCUGAUUUAUUUUUUGGCUAUUUUGUAUCAAGUGAUCAACGUUUUGUAAAUAUUUUGUCACCUUUUCGUACAUAUCAAGACUGUUCUAAUUUUUUUUCAGGAUUUGUUUCUAUGUUUGCAUAUGAAAGACACCAGCUAUUUCUAAAACCAGCUUUUUUGUGUGUGUUGGAGUGGCUCUUCAACACAUCGCUACAAUGUUUUGUCUUAACAGUUUGCUCCAUAUGUGCAAAUGCGUGAGUCUGUAGGAUUAUUUUUAGUACACAAAUGGCUGUCGGUUACACCAGGGAUCUUUAGUACAACUGUUCUCUCGAGCUUUUAAUGUGUGUGUAUAGAUGAGAACGAAUAAUCUCUCGACAUUUUCACGGCUUAAGCAUGCCACAAGUUUGAAACACUCAAUGCAUGCCGUACAUUCCCCUGCCUUUUGGAAUGACAAGUGAUUUAUUUAUUUGUUUUUGUACAGCCUCCAAUGAAAUGACGAUGCAUGUUGUAAAGCAAAUGUUUUAAAAAUGGAUUUUGUAAAUACACAAUGUUUUGGCUCUUGGUACAUACAAACCUGUUUUAGAUUACAGAAUGGCAAACCACUACUUCUGUAAAAGAGAAAAAAGAAGAAAAAAAAUGUAUUUGAGUGUCUGAAAGGUGCUGUACUUUUACGCUAAGCCAGUUGAUAAGUUUUAGCACACUUUCACAUCUGAUUUUCUCAUACGCAUUUCUCUACAGGUGUGCAAAGCUGUAACCUAAGCUCUGUUUAGAAAUAUUUGUGAACUGCAGGGAAAGCUAGAUGCCUAAUUGCUGCAUCAGUGAGCUGCAAUAUCCCUUUUCUAUUUGAUUGCUAAGGGCGUGCAGGGAUCAGAAGAUUAACGGUUACUCUACAUUUUUGCCACGAAAAUGCUGGUAGAGAAAAUGUGUUUGUGAUUGUCAUCGCUGUGAUUUAUCUUCAGAAGCAAUUUGUCAGAGUUCAAACUAUGCAGACAUUUUGAAUGUGAGAAGUGCUCUGGGGGUUUUCUAUCACUUUCGCUGAUAAAGUGUAAAGUGAUGGAUCCUUAUUCAACCAAAUUGGCUUGUUAAAAGCAUCCAUUAUUUCAGCAAUAAUUUACACUUUACUAAUCACAAUUCAUUAAUGUCUCAAGAUAUGUCUUAUGUGUGUCAUGUUAAAAUUAUGCUCAGAUUGCACAGUUUAACCACGGUGCAUACUGUUUCUCAAAUUAAUACUGCAGUGACAACGGUUUUUUGUUUUUGUUUUGCAUUUUGCAACCAAUCUCAAACUUCAUGAAUUGACAGGCAAUGCUCUGUAAAGUUGCUUAAUAUAUAAACUUUUCUGCGGCAGGGUAGUUAAAUGCUGAACAUGUUUUAUGAUUCUUAUUAAAAAGGAGAAAUGCUGCUCCCUUUUAAGCUGGGAAAUAAGCUUGUUUUUGUACUUAGGGAGUUGCCAUAUUGUUUUUGCGA
Messenger RNA from Dicentrarchus labrax (European seabass), 3244 nucleotides. RefSeq names its product SIN3-HDAC complex associated factor, like (gene sinhcafl). Gene Ontology annotation, biological process: negative regulation of cell migration. The transcript has 6 exons. The coding region runs from base 849 to 1529 and encodes 226 amino acids. NCBI's taxonomy places the organism in Eukaryota, Metazoa, Chordata, Actinopteri, Moronidae. The record is from RefSeq and is a predicted model, not a curated record.